This is a messenger RNA of Lutra lutra (Eurasian river otter), 1161 nucleotides long. It is a transcript of the gene TNFAIP8L2, whose product is annotated as TNF alpha induced protein 8 like 2. The record is from RefSeq and is a predicted model, not a curated record. The coding region runs from base 98 to 652 and encodes 184 amino acids. Gene Ontology annotation, biological process: regulation of apoptotic process; negative regulation of inflammatory response; negative regulation of T cell activation. The transcript has 2 exons. Lineage: Eukaryota; Metazoa; Chordata; Mammalia; Carnivora; Mustelidae. Gene Ontology annotation, cellular component: cytoplasm.
GGGCCUCUCACUUAGGAGCUUCUCCAUUCUGUCAGCUCUCCCGGAACGUCCAAGGCAAGACUGGCACCCAGCGCACGAGGCAGCUCCCCCAGGAACUAUGGAGUCCUUCAGCUCAAAGAGUCUGGCACUGCAGGCGGAGAAGAAGCUCCUGAGUAAGAUGGCCGGUCGCUCUGUGGCGCAUCUGUUCAUGGACGAGACGAGCAGUGAGGUGCUCGAUGAGCUCUACCGCAUUUCCAAAGAGUACACGCACAGCCGGCCACAGGCACAGCGGGUGCUCAAGGACCUCAUCAAGGUGGCGGUCAAGGUGGCCGUGUUGCACCGCAGUGGCUGCUUCGGCCCCGGUGAGCUGGACCUGGCCGCCAGCUUCCGCCAAAAGCUGCGCCAGGGUGCCAUGACGGCACUCAGCUUCAGUGAGGUGGACUUCACCUUCGAGGCGGCAGUACUGGCCGGCCUGCUGACUGAGUGCCGGGAUCUGCUGCUGGAGCUAGUGGCAUGCCACCUCACGCCCAAGUCCCAUGGCCGCAUCCGCCAUGUGUUCGACCACUUCUCCGACGCCGGCCUCCUCACGGCCCUCUAUGGGCCAGACUUCACUCAGCACCGGACCAAGAUCUGCGAUGGGCUCAGGAAGCUGCUGGAUGAGGGCAAGCUCUGAGGGCCCAAGCCCCAGGGCCGUCCACCCGAGCCGUGUGGCCGGACUGAGAAAGUGACACCAAAAGGGCUCUCUUGCCCUGCUUGGUGCACUGAUGCUUUUCAAGCCUCAGGCUUCAGUCUUUCCCCAGAGUGCUUUUGCCUCUGAGACAACCCCACCCCCAAACUGCUGGUGGAGAAGCAGCAAAGCUGAGUGUUGACGCCUCUCCCACUCCAGCCCCGGGACAGGAAGCAAAGCUGCCUGAAAAAAGACGAAGUGAAACUUGGAUCUCUAUCUCCCCCCAACCAAGGGACAUUUGAAACAGGGAAGCCCCCCUCCCUGGUGAACCAGGGGAAGAGGGCAUAGCUCAUCUAACCCUUCAGGGGACACUAAAGACAGAAGGGGGAAUGGGAUCCCAGACCUCCAGCUCCAGGCAGAGCCUGGACAGAUACCGGAGGCUUUGUUCCAGAGCGCAAGAAGAAGGGGUUAGGGCAGUGGAGAGUCUCACAGGGGAAAUAAAACUACUAAAACAU